Molecule: messenger RNA, 1449 nt
Organism: Phanerochaete carnosa HHB-10118-sp
Lineage: Eukaryota; Fungi; Basidiomycota; Agaricomycetes; Polyporales; Phanerochaetaceae
Exons: 11
Coding region: 16-1254 (412 amino acids)
Biological process (GO): ceramide biosynthetic process
Cellular component (GO): membrane
Molecular function (GO): sphingosine N-acyltransferase activity
Source: RefSeq, a predicted model, not a curated record
GGCUGCAACUCCAACAUGGCGGCACCAAGCAUACAGAAGCGAAGAAAACGUGCGGGCACUCUCGAGAGGAUAGACGCAGACCCAUAUCACCACCUGGCUGGCGGCUUUGGACCACAGACCCCGUUACAUAUACAGCGCGCCAUGGCUACACCAGUCACGCGUCGUAGUCCGGGUUCGCCAUUCUCAACUGAAUCCCGGGGACUGUGGGCCGAUAUCAAGUCUCUGCGAUGGGUAGUGGUCCCAUCGUCCUCGCUGAAGCUGUUACUUAUUGGAGCCCUCCUCUGGGCCAACUGGAAACUUCUCACUCCAUGGGUCGCACAAGAGCUCAAUAACCCCUUCGAACCUUUACUGUUUAUCUCGCACCGUAUCCCAGACUCACCCCCGGAAGAUCCAAGGUACCAGAAAGGCUACUUCGACCUCGUCUUCAUCGCGUACUACAUCAUUUUCUGGUCAUUUAUUCGCCAAUCGUUCACAAUCUACAUCGCCCGUCCCGCUGGGCGCUGGUUCGGUAUCAAGAAAAUGGUAAAGCUGGACAGAUUCGGCGAGCAGACGUACGCGGUGCUAUACUUUGGUGUCAUGGGUAGCUGGGGUCUGCGCAUCAUGUCACAGCUGCCUACAUGGUGGUACCGUACCGAGUACUUCUGGAUAGACUACCCUCACUGGGACAUGAAGCCGGAGCUAAAGUGCUACUACCUCAUGCAAGCUGCGUACUGGUGCCAGCAACUCCUUGUUCUCCUGCUCGGACUUGAGAAGCCCCGGAAAGAUUACAAGGAGCUCGUGGCGCACCACUAUGUCACGCUUUGGCUCAUUGGAUGGAGCUACCUGGUCAACCUGACGCGCAUUGGGAACGCCGUCUACCUUAGCAUGGACAUCCCUGACACCUUCCUGGGCCUGUCGAAGGUGAUGAACUACAUUCAGUACGAGAAGUCCAAGGUCUGUGUGUUUACGAUCCUAGUGGGUACUUGGACCUAUUUCCGGCAUUACCUGAAUAUCGUUAUGCUCUGGUCCGUUUGGACCCAGUUCGAUCUCAUGCCUGAGACGUCCAAGCGGUGGGAGGCCAAAGACGGCGUCUGGAUGGUCUGGUGGAUAAAAUACCAGAUUUUUGUGCCCAUCCUUCUCCUGCAAUUCCUGAACUUAUUCUGGUACUUUUUGAUCUUGCGGAUAGCAUACCGUGCAUUGAACGAUAUCGGGAUCUCGGACGACCGUUCUGACGACGAGGACGACGAAGACGACGAAGACGAGAAGAAUGAUUAGAUAGCAGACUCCGCGUUUGGUGCUCCGCGUUUGGUGCUCUUAGUCCGAGCGUAUGCAGCGACAUUGUCAAAGCUGGAAAAGUAGAUGAUACCCGCGAAGGUGUAGUUCAUGUGCCGAUAAUCUGUGUUUGACAGCGCAUCGACAAACCAAUUUCGAUGACUUUAUAUAUACUAGUGCUAUACACCAUUGAUCCAC